This is a messenger RNA of Colletotrichum siamense, 1959 nucleotides long. RefSeq names its product Neurolysin (gene Neurolysin). The transcript has 5 exons. The record is from RefSeq and is a predicted model, not a curated record. Gene Ontology annotation, cellular component: mitochondrial intermembrane space. Gene Ontology annotation, biological process: proteolysis; peptide metabolic process. Bases 1 to 1959 code for a protein of 652 amino acids. Gene Ontology annotation, molecular function: metalloendopeptidase activity. NCBI's taxonomy places the organism in Eukaryota, Fungi, Ascomycota, Sordariomycetes, Glomerellales, Glomerellaceae.
AUGGCUCAGAAACCUCCUCAACCACUUCAGCCAAUGCUCUCGGCGGACGAGAUUGUCCACCUGAUCAAACGAUUUAUAGCAGAGCAAUCCUCCAUCCGCGAUACCCUCGUAAAGACCAUCUCACUCUCCGAAGCACGCUACCAGAACGUCAUUGCGCCAAUUCAAGCCGUCGACGAUGCAAUCCAGGGGGAGUCGGGUGUUUACGCCAUGCUGCGCUACUCGGGCCCCGACGAGCUCACCCGUCAAGCAGUCCAAGAGGCGCAGGAGCUCUGGUCGGCAGCUGGCGGAGAGAACCUCAAGCGAAAGGACGUAUACGAGCUUAUCCAGGCCGUCAAAGAGAAGAAUGAAGAUCUGGGGUACGAGGAGCGAAAGAUUUUAGAAGAUAUGUGGUCGCAGUUUCGGCGCGCCGGCCAUGGGGCGCUUGAUGAAGAGCAGAUCAAGAUGUAUCUCAGCCGGCGGGAGAGAAUUGAAGAGCUGAAGAGGGAUUUUCAGAACAAUCUGAGUGGGAAGGGGACGGGUUUGUGGUUUGAGAAAGAUGAGUUGGAGGGUGUUUCGGCACAGGAGAUGGCGAGGUGGAAGGAAGAAGACGGGAAGAUCUUUGUGCCAUUGGAAAGGGGGGAUAAUGAAGCUGUCCAGCGAUACGCUAAUAAACCUGAGACGAGGAAGAGAAUGUUUGCUGCAUACGACGUCAGGCUGGGUGAGAAUGUCCCCCUUUACAAGGAGAUGAUCAUUCUCAGGGAUGAGAACGCGAGAAUGUUGGGGUACAAGAACCACGCAGACUUUCGGAUUCGGGAGAGAACCGCGCCGUCAACAGAGUGGGUUAACGAGUUUCUGAAUAAGUUGAUCAAGGAUUUGUUGCCGAAAGGGAGGGGGGAGAUUGAAAGGCUUGAAGCAAAGAAGAGAUCCCAUCUCGCCGUGGAGGAGGCGGAGAUUCUGCCUUGGGAUUACCAGUACUACACUCGACUGCUUGAGGAAGAAGCCAACGUCGAGCACGAGUUGAUAUCGGAGUAUUUCCCCCUGCAGCACACCCUGUCGUCGAUGCUGGGAUUGUUCAACCAGUUCCUUGGACUGGAUUUUGUGCCUGUACCGGAGGAAGACUUGGUUGGAAAGCUUUGGGCUGAGAACAUUGAGGUCUGGAGCGUUUGGGAGGGAAGAGGGGAGAGAAAGGACGAGUUUGUGGGAUAUCUUUAUGCUGAUGUUAUUUGGAGGGAGGGAAAGUAUCGUGGAAACUGCAACGUCAACCUGCAAUGUAGCUAUAUCAAAGGAGAUGAACUAGGCAAUGCCCUCCACGAUCUGAUCUGCCGAACCAAGUACACCCGCUUCCACGGCACCCGCGUGAAGCCCGACUUUGGCGAGGCCCCCAGCACCAUGCUCGAGAACUGGUGCUGGAUGCCGGAUGAGCUGGUCAAGAUGAGCCGGCAUUACACCCGCGUGGACCCAGCCUAUGCGGUCAAGUGGAAGGAGGACCACGAUGACGCCGAGCUGCUGGCUGAGAAGAUUGACGAGAAGCUUGUAGAGCGAUUAGUCGAGAGCCGGAGCUUGAAUCGUGCGCUGUGGUUUCUGAGGCAGAUCCUGUUCGCCAAGUUCGACCUGGAUGUCAACAACCAGAAGUCUACCGACGCAGUAAGGGAGUUGGAUGAGGUCAAGCUUUACAACGACCUCAAGGAGACUCUUACUCUUACCAAAAGCCCCGAAAAGAAUAGUGUUGGAUACGUUCAGUCGAACCAUCUCAUCACCCUCUACGACGCGGGCUACUUCUCCGCCCACGCCUUCGCGGCAGACUUCUUCGAGUCCAACUUUUCCAAGGACCCGCGGGAUCCCGAGGCCUGGGACCGCUACCGUCAUGGGAUCUUAGAGUAUGGGGCCAGCAAACAGGAGAUGGAAUUCAUGACCGAGUUCCUCGGUCGUGAGCCUGGGCCGGGUGCGCUUCUUAGGAGUCUUGGGCUGUCGACGUCCUGA